Messenger RNA from Aspergillus aculeatinus CBS 121060, 1723 nucleotides. RefSeq names its product putative cytochrome P450 monooxygenase. Bases 167 to 1513 code for a protein of 448 amino acids. The record is from RefSeq and is a predicted model, not a curated record. Gene Ontology annotation, molecular function: iron ion binding; monooxygenase activity; oxidoreductase activity, acting on paired donors, with incorporation or reduction of molecular oxygen. Lineage: Eukaryota; Fungi; Ascomycota; Eurotiomycetes; Eurotiales; Aspergillaceae. The transcript has 3 exons.
UUAUUUUCUGGACCCGGUUUCGGGAUAACGCGGCUGGGGACAAAUUAUACCCCCCAGAUCGUCACACAGCCGGGUACCUUAUAUGAGAGCACCACUCCUUUCGACCUUGAUUUCAAUGCGGAGAUGCUUGGAGGAGUAAGAUGUGCGAUCCUGAGCGACUGCAACAAUGAUACAGGCCGUGAUUGCACUUCUCUUAGCAUUGCUGGCUUCGGCCUACACUUUCCGCAAAUUCGCGCACUUGGACUGUGUUCUUGGCCCCUUAAUAUCGCCCAUUUCGUGGUGGUGGCACAUCUACCUGCGUAACUCGCCUCAUGACGGUCGCAGGCUCUCAGAGCUUCAUGCGAGAUAUGGAAGAAUCGUCCGUCUAGGAUCAAAUCGGAUCAGUGUCUCGGAUCCGGCAAUCAUUGCUCAGCUAUACCAGUUUCAAAUCGAUCGUAUCAGGGGAUCCCAGUCUCAGGAUGUUGAUGUUUGGGCACAUGGUGAACGCGAUGACCAAACUCCAACCAGCCAGUGGGCGAGAUUCCUGGCAUACGAGGGUAUCAACGAUAGCUCAACAAAGGAGCUCCUCGACGCACUCAAAAGACAUCAAAGUAUCGAGCUGGUAGCCUGUCUCAAGAUAUUUGCCGCGACGCUCAUUGAUAAAUGUAUCUGCAACCCAGCGUCAAACGCAGCUCAGACACAGACCCAAGCAAUAAACGCCCGCUCGCUUUCCGACAAACCAUCGAUAGUAGAAUACCUACUUUUCCAGAGCCCUGUAUCGUCACUGAAAAGGUACCGAGGUCGGCAGCUUACACAGUGUUCAAUGAUGCCCGUCCAUGCCCUCACGACACCUGCUGGCCUCCACAAACCAAACCUAGACAGCCCCAACAUCCUUAACGACAACACCCUGGCGAGCGACGAGCUUACAACCGAAACUGAAUCCCUCAUCACAGCCUUUGCCUCCGUCUUCUUAUAUCUGCUCCAAUACCCCGAAAAGCUGACUACCCUGCAACACGAGAUCGAUUCAGCCUACAAUACUGGGUCACUUUCCUCCACUCCACGCUGGAGGGAACUAUCACGCCUUCCCUAUCUCUGCGCCGUGAUGAAAGAGUCGAUGCGCCUAACCUGCACUGCGAACAGUGAGAAGGAGUUCCUAGCCUCAGCGGUCUCGGGCAAUCUGCGAUCGGAAUUCAUCUUCCCAAGUGGUACGAUCAUCACCUGCAACGCCUACGUCGCGCACUUCAAUCACACAAUCUACGGAGACGACGCACACGCCUUCCGCCCGGAGCGAUGGCUCAUUGCCAGCGUGCCACAGCGGAAGCUCAUGGAUCGAGCCAUCCUACUCUUUCAUCCGUGUCUACACACCAAUCCAAAGCUCCGCGCCGCCUGGCUGGAACUGAAGAAGGUGGUUGUGCAGAUUUUGCUCAACUUCAACAUCCAACCCUUCCUAGUCGAUCAUCAUGCAGGACAAACGUCGAACCUCUCGCCGGGUUCUACAAUAGUCACUACGACUCCCAGGAUGCCGGAGGUCUGACAGCACAUAAACCCGACCACACAAGCUCUUCAGCCAUGGCUUUCAUUCGAUCAACUAGCAAUUCUUUCAUAAGCACCUCGCUUCCAUAGUGCCUCACCACGGCUAUUACUUCUCCUUCGAUGUUCAUUCCCAACAAGAUACCCCUUUUGUCAAAUCUCAAUGAUUUUAACAUGAUACAAUCAAUCGCUUCGCCUAUCUAAUUUACCAUAG